AAUAAUCAAAAAAUUUUAUAUUUUUUUAACGAAAAAUUAUUGGUUAAUAAAAAAAUGCAUAAGAGUAAAUUAAAUAGGAUCGAUCCAGCUAGCGAAAAAAUCAUUUUAAAAUAUAUGUUAGAAAAUGGAUCAUCAUCUUCUAACCCUUUUGCAGAAUUGAGUAAAUUAAUACCAUAUAGUGCCAAAAAAAUUCGUCAACGUUGGAUAAAUAAUCUUGAUCCUCAUCUCAUUGUUCAUGAUCCACUCAAUGAAUCGGAAAAAUCAUUCAUUAUUAAAUGGGUUGAAAAUAAUCAAUUAUCAUCAAAUGGUAAAAUCCGUUGGAAAGUAUUAAUUAAAGAAAUUAAAUAUGUAUUUGGAAAAUUACGUUCGGAGAAUCAAGUUAAGAAUUAUUGGUAUUCAAAAAAAAGGAAAUCUACAAAUAAUAUUAAUAAAUCAACAAAAGAAAAAGUUUUUCGUUCUUUAAAAUUUAAAAAAAGAAAACAAAAAGAACCACUCUUUAGUGAUUAUAUUGAUAAAAAUAUUACAGUAUUUAUGAAUAAAUGGGGUCAUCUUUCAAAUUGUUAUAUGAAGAUUCAUAAAAAGUUUCCUGAAUAUACUUCAAAACAGAUCCGUCAACGAUGGGUAAGCAAACUCGAUCAAAGUCUUUGUCACGAACCUCUUGAUAAAGCAGAAGAAAUAUUUGUCGUCCAAUGGAUUAAAGAUAAUCAAACAGCUUAUGAUAAAAUUUACUGGAAGAAAUUAAUUGCUGCAUUGAAAGAACAAUUCGGUAAAUUACGAUCUGAAAAUAAAUUAAAAAAUUAUUGGUACUCGAGAAAAGGUCAAGUUCUUUCUAAAAAUUGUGUAUCAUCUGAAGAUCGUAAUAUGUUACUUUCUCAAGAUGAUGAUGAUAUUCCUCCGAAUGCAAGUCGUAUGGAAAUCUUAUGCCAUGAGGCGCUUAAAUAUAAUUUUUAAUAUCCGAUAUGAUCCAACAUUUAUUAAUUAUAUAGGUCUAUUGUUAUAUAUAUUAUAGUUAUUUAUUAUAUAGUUAUUUAUUAUCUUAUAUAGUUA
Molecule: messenger RNA, 1047 nt
Organism: Rhizophagus irregularis DAOM 181602=DAOM 197198
Lineage: Eukaryota; Fungi; Glomeromycota; Glomeromycetes; Glomerales; Glomeraceae
Biological process (GO): regulation of DNA-templated transcription
Cellular component (GO): nucleus
Molecular function (GO): DNA-binding transcription factor activity, RNA polymerase II-specific; RNA polymerase II cis-regulatory region sequence-specific DNA binding
Source: RefSeq, a predicted model, not a curated record